This is a messenger RNA of Arabidopsis arenosa, 1493 nucleotides long. The record is from the annotation of a GenBank genome assembly. Lineage: Eukaryota; Viridiplantae; Streptophyta; Magnoliopsida; Brassicales; Brassicaceae.
ACUAGAAUAAAGCUUCUUCCUUUCCUCUCUUAUACUUCUCUACUCUCUCUCUUUCUUCUUUCUUCUGUUUUUGGUAAUCGGAUGGCGCGAAAUCUGCCAUGGGUUAUGCUUAUUGUUGUCGUCUCGUGUCUUGUUUCAACACUUGAAGCUAGUGAUGGAGAUUCUGAUCCUCUUUACAAGUCAUGUGUUGAUCAAUGUCAGAAAACUGGAUGCGUGGGGGAUACUUGCUUCCAACACUGUAAAUUUUCAGCUGAUGGAAAAGCCAUUGACGGUCCGUGGUACAUGCAAGAGCCACUUUACCUAAGAUGGAAACAAUGGGAUUGCCAAAGUGACUGUGAGUACGAAUGCAUGAUGACAAGAGAAGAAGAAAGAAAAAGAAAUGGAGAAAGACCUACCAAGUAUUUCGGUAAAUGGCCACUCAAACAUGUCUACGGAAUUCAGGAACCCGUCUCUGUUGCUUUCUCUGCUCUCGACCUUGCGAUGCAAUUCCAAGGAUGGGUCUCAUAUUUCAUCCUCGUUUACUAUAAAUUGCCUCUCCAGCCAAAUCGGAAAACGUACUACGAGUACAACGGAUUAGUGCAUAUCUAUGCCAUCAUCGUAAUGAAUUCACUCUUCUGGAGUAGUAUCUGUCAUAGCAGAGAUGUUGAAUUAACGGUGAGGCUAGAUUACUCUUCAGCUACUGUAUUAGCCGGAUUUUCGCUUAUUCUAGCAAUACUUCGGUCUUUCAGUAUUCAAGAUCAAUCUGUCAAAAUCAUGGUUACUGCACCUAUUCUUGCGGUUGUUGGAACUCAUAUUCUCUACCUAAAUUGCUACAACCUCGAUGAAGGGCUUCACUGGAAAGUUAUGUUUGGGAUUGUAGGAAUAGAGCUAGUAGUGUGGGGAUUAUGGGCGGCUUUAACGUCGCAUCCAUCGAAGUGGAAGCUAAGAGCUUUCUUCAUCUCGAGCGUACUCACAUUAUGUCUUAGAAUGCUCGAUUUCCCUCCAUACAAAGGCUACGUCGAUGCUCAUGCUCUUUGGCGCGGCGCAGGGAUUCCUCUUUCUUACCUUUGGUGGAGUUUCGUCUGCGAUGACGCAGUUUUCAGAACCACCGUUAAUCUCAAGAAAUCCAAGUGAUGAAAAAUGAUACAAAAGUCUCUUUAUCUUUAUUUUUCCGGCGAGUUUCUCCGGUGUUCAGAAGUUGUUUUAGGCGUGUUUUCGAAGAAGAAGCAAUGUUUUGGUUCUUCUGUGGUGAAUCUGCUUCGCUUUUUGGGGUCUUCCUCUCUCUGUUUUAUGUUUUUGUUGUUGUUGUUUUUUUUUUGCUCUCAAGCUUGUUGGCCAGAGAGUUUUACCGUCGAGAGGAAUCGACCUUUUAGGAUCACCAGUUUCAUUUUCCCGCCCUUUGACUCAAAAAUCGGUUUCAGCUGUUUUCAUUUUUCUCAAUGUAAAAAAAUGUUCUAUUUAUCUGUUUUUUCCUUCACUUACUUCGUUUUGAUGAAUAUAUUUAAAGAUAAUCA